AUGAAGUUGCCCUACAUCUUCUCUCUGGCCAUGCUGUAUGUUGUGUCUGUGCAUGCCACUCCCAUUCAGCUGCGCCAGGCGCCCGUUGCAGUCGACGACGUCGUUGUGGCCUCAGCACACCCUGAGUCUAGCGACGAGCGGAUCCUGCGCCAGGACAUAUCCAGCAACUGCCUCCCGCGCUCCAUCCAGAACAUGUCGCCGGCGAAGCGUGUUGUGAUUGAGGCGGUUGCCCGCGAGCUCACCCAGUCGCAGUUCCGCGAUUUCCACCAGUUUGCCCCGGCGGCGCUGGCACUCAACAGACCCGAGAUCGAGGGCAAGAUCCUUGGCUCAAACUACCCAGGCACGCUGUCGGGCCUGCUCGAGCUCAGAGACUAUAUGAAGCAGGAGGUGCCCGAGAUCUCCCGCGUUUCUGACAACGCCAAUGCCGAUGAUAUGUGCCAGGCGCCCACCUCAAAGAACCUGCACACGAUCUUUGUCAACCUCGAGAAGCUCAUCCAGCAGUUUGCUUAG
This is a messenger RNA of Linderina pennispora, 510 nucleotides long. RefSeq lists its product as uncharacterized. The transcript has a single exon. Lineage: Eukaryota; Fungi; Kickxellomycota; Kickxellomycetes; Kickxellales; Kickxellaceae. Bases 1 to 510 code for a protein of 169 amino acids. The record is from RefSeq and is a predicted model, not a curated record.